Molecule: messenger RNA, 366 nt
Organism: Fibroporia radiculosa
Lineage: Eukaryota; Fungi; Basidiomycota; Agaricomycetes; Polyporales; Fibroporiaceae
Exons: 1
Coding region: 1-366 (121 amino acids)
Source: RefSeq, a predicted model, not a curated record
AUGGUUGCAACGUUUGAGUGGGCAGAGAUCCUAGCUCAGGCCGCAGCGGACCGACAGAAUGGCGACUUUUCGUCCGUAGCCAAUGCGUUACUAUAUGCUCAUACUCUCUGGCACAAAAAUGCGUUCCGGAGAUUCUGCUCUGACCGCCACCUUAUCGAGGAAAAAGUUUUACCUGGUAACCCAGCAUGGGACCAGUUCACUUCCGAGUAUGAGGCUGAUUAUGUCGCCUCCCAAAUUAUGGAGUCAUGGAAGGUUGAGCCGGACCGUUACCCACCACCCGCGUUCCUGGGGGACGUUGCAUGUCAAGUGGACUAUAUUCUACCCCAAGGGGGGACCCGGGAUAUGAACAAUGACGGAUCUGGCUGA